AUGAACACCUUCACUUCGAUCUCCCCUGAGGAGAUGCGACGUCGUAAAAUGGUCAAGAGAGGUUUGGACCUCUCUAUUAUGGUCUGCGGUGUUAGAGGAACUGGGAAAUCAAGUUUCAUCAACACACUGUGCGGUCAGCAGGUUAUAGAGCCUACUUCUGAAACUCCAGCGGAUAAUAAUGUUUCGUUCAAAACAUAUAAAGCUGAAAUUACUGAAAUCAACUCCACUCCGAUCAAUCUGGAGAUUGUCACAACACCAGGGUUUGGGGAUAAGAUUAACAACGAAGAAAGUUCAUUAGAGGUUUUAAAAUAUUUGGAGGCACAAUACGACACCAUCUUAGAUGAAGAAUGCCGCGUUGAGCGAAAUACAAAGGCAAAAGAUAAAAGAAUCCAUGUGGUCUUUUAUCUUAUUAGACCCACAGGAAAACCACUUAGAGAGCUUGAUUUAGAAUUCAUGAAAAUGGUCGGGACCAGGGCAAAUGUGAUUCCUUUGUUGUCCAAAGCAGAUUUACUAACCGAGGAGGAACUCCAACUUAACAAACAACUGGUGAUGGACGAUAUCAAGGAUCACAAUAUUCCCAUCUACGAUUUCACACUGAGCUAUGACUCUGUUGCUGACUCAGACUAUUACAAUGAAGGGUUGGAAAUUCAGAAGAUGCUUCCGUUUGCUGUGAUUGGUGGUAAUAACGUGGAAAUCAUCAAUGGUCAAAAAUUUCAUACUCGAGAUUACCCUUGGGGAACUGUUAGGGUGGAGGAUCCUGACCACUGUGACUUUCUACCAUUGCGCAAUAUUUUGUUUGGCUCUUACUUACAAGAUUUCAAGGAUUCCACUCAUUCGGUUCUUUACGAAAAAUACAGAACAGAGAGACUGGCUGGAACUAAAUCAAAGGAUUUAACAUUUAAAUCCGAUGCCCUAUUUGACAGUGUUAAACGUGAAAGUGCAUCUCAGCACUUAGAUAUUUCAGUAACCUAG
Messenger RNA from Komagataella phaffii GS115, 972 nucleotides. RefSeq names its product Component of the septin ring of the mother-bud neck that is required for cytokinesis. The coding region runs from base 1 to 972 and encodes 323 amino acids. Gene Ontology annotation, molecular function: molecular adaptor activity; GTP binding; GTPase activity. NCBI's taxonomy places the organism in Eukaryota, Fungi, Ascomycota, Pichiomycetes, Pichiales, Pichiaceae. The record is from RefSeq and is a predicted model, not a curated record. The transcript has a single exon. Gene Ontology annotation, biological process: actomyosin contractile ring assembly; cellular bud neck septin ring organization; protein localization to bud neck. Gene Ontology annotation, cellular component: cytosol; microtubule cytoskeleton; septin ring.